AUGGCCGACAGUUAUAUAGUGGUUAUAUGGAAAUCUAAUGGAAAACCAAGGGGAUUUAGCUGCUAGAUUUUGUACGUUUCUAUUGAAUUUCUAUUAAUUUAAAGGCUACACAAAUGCACAAAAAAAUCCAAGCCGAACAGAAACAAGAAUAUAAAGAUCUUUGGAUUAAAGAUGGUAACCUUCGAAUACAGAGUAGUUUACCACCGGCUGUUAAGGGCCAGAUGCGAUGUUUUCUUGCGGUAACAGUGGAUCAAAUAAUAUGGCAGGUGGACAAUCAUCCAAGAGAUAUUCAAGUAUGUUUACAAUGGUGGGGAGAAACUGGAGAAGGCACCAUGUUUUGGCCUUUCCCUGGAAGAAAAAAGUCAAAUUCGUGCACAUCAGGCAACACAGUCUUGUAUCCAAUUUGCAGUGGGCCAAAGCAGUUUGUUUCUUAUCUUAAAGAUAUGAAUGUCCUUGUGUUGGAUGUUUUACACUCCAAAUCAUUAAAAGCAUUUGGCAGAGCUGAGAUUCAUGAUAUUGUCAAGUUGAAUGGCACUAAACCAAUUGACAAAUGGUAUCCAGUGAGUUCUCGUUCUGUACAACCUGUGGUAUUUGCGAAACUUCAUGUUCUUUUAAAGUUUGAACCUGUUAAUGUGGUCGAUCAAGAUUUAUCCACAAUUGCUCCUGAGAUUGAUCAUGAUUUUAAUCAUUCUGUUGCAAAAGAGAUGAUCAGUGAACAUCGAGACACUGAAGAGAAAUACGAUACAAAUAAAUCUGGUGAUUUAAAAGAAAGCAAAGAUGUAACUAAAGAUGAUGUCAUAGUCUCGUUGAUAAAAAGAGGAAAAACACUCAGAAAUUCCAUUAUGGAAUCAAGAGCGAAUGUUGAGGCCAACGCAGAAACAUCUUGUGUUGUUGAUCAUGAUGAAGAGGAACAUCUGGAGGAAAGGAGUGCUUCUGGUAGUUUGUUCAGAGAGAUCCUUGGAUUAGAAGAAGCAGAAGAUACUGAAUUAAAGACGGAAAUAAGUCUACCUGUUGACCUAGUAGUCGCUGGAUCAAGUGAUGAUGACACUAGAAGUAGUAUAGGAAGUGAAUCUGACGAUCCCAUGCAUGAUGAAACAUUACUUCAAGAUUUGUUUUAUGUGAAUAAGGAUGAUUCGGCUGUUAUUCCAACGUUAAAUGAGCCAGCAACGUUUGAUGAUGUUGAAGACGAUGCAAAGGAAAGAAAUACAAAACAUGUGUUUGAUAAAGAACAAGGUGAAAAAGAUCCACUUAGUGAGAGAAAACCAAUUUUUGAUUUGAAAGCUGCCUCAGUCAGAGAAGAAAAGGAGUCGCUUCCCGAGACGAUUGCUGAUAAUAAUAAUUGGGAUCAUGUUUUUUCGACUGAAAAAAAGCCUCGCUCACCAGAUAACACACAGAACAAGGAUAUUCUUAGCUGCCUUGGUGUUAAUAAAUUAACAGCACUGGGAAGAGUCACUGCAGCGAAAAUACAUAUUAACAAACUAAAUCUCCUGAAUGAAUCAAAUACCAGUGAUAAAAGAACAUAUUUUAUUGAAUACGAGUUUCCUGUUGCUGCUGACCAUGGUCAGGUAGGACAGAAAAAUGACGUUGGUUUGGAAAUCACGAGAAUUGCCACAAACAAAACAACAACACACAGUAUCGUAUUUAACCAUCAUUCCGUCUUUCCUAUCCACUUCAAUUUACCCGUCAUCAGAUUUUGGUGCGAGUGUGAACUAAAAAUAAAUAUAUUUAAAAGAAAAUCAGGUCAAAAAUCUCCUGUCAUAAUUGGACGUGGAAAGAUAGCCCUUCGCAAUGUGUUUGCAUCUGAUCAUCUGCACUAUGAGGGUUUAGUUCAAAUUAAAGUUUACAGUAAACAAGAUGGCCUAUCAAGUCAAUCCUCGCCAACAUCAUCUUCUAAAGAAGGUCCAUUGUUGGGUGAACUGGAGAUUAAAAUCAAUUUGAUGAGCAAUGGCAAAGACCUGGAUUAUUUUUCACCUGCUAAGAAUCACGAAAAUGUGUCAUCUGAAAUCCGAAGCGAUGUUGGUAAUAGAAAAGAACAUUUCUCUUCUGGUGUUAAAGGCACUGAAAGAGUUUCAACAGAACAAAUCCCCCGACAAGCUCACGUCAAUGAGAAAGAAAGAGGCCAGUUAGGAAAGGAAGGUUUUGUCUUCACUCCAGCGUCCUCGUCCAAUAAAACUGCUCAAUACCAUUCUGUUCCAUUGACAACAUUGCUCUGGGUUUCUGAAGGACGAAACAUAUUAAGGGAUGGUCAUGGUGUUGCAGUGUCUGUUCCUGAAACUAUGACACGCAGUAAUUAUUAUCUCAUAUCGCGCAUGUUUUGGACUAGUGAUAUAACGCGAUCAUCCGUCUCUUGGGGACAAAAUCAUCCUAAGUUCAAUUUUCGGCAGAUAUUUCCAGUGUUAUUAACAUCAGCACUUCUCGAUCGAAUGCAUAAUAACUUCCUGACUUUGGAAGUUUGGAGUAAAUCUGGUGGAACACAAGAAGAUGAGCUUGUAGGGAUUGCCAAGAUCCCUUUGCAGCAGCUUUAUCUAUCUUAUAAAGAAAAACAAACCGCGAAAGCUUUACUCAAGUCCAAGUUCCCAGUCGUUGGAGUGGAUUGCUGGUUGAACAUUGGCAAUCCUUUCCAAGGUUCGUCUCAUGGAGAAGUGCAUGUAUUACUCGCUAUGGGAAGCGAAAAUCAGAUAAACAAACUGCUAGACAUUAAGCAAUGCUCUAAUCAACAUGAUUAUUUUAAACCGAAAGACAGAUUAGGAGGUGAUUUUAACAUUUCACCCAAAUAUUCAGGAGAGACUAACGUUGAACACUGGUUCGAAAUUUCGGUGCAAAAUGUGAAGAAACUUUCAGCAUUUGAGACAACGUCGCUUGGUGAAACAGAUUGUUUUGUUCAAUACAAUUUUCCUUAUCAAAAACCUGAUUUUGACGCGGUUACGAGUGCAGGUCUAUGUGAAGACCUUCCUGGCUUACAAAGUCAUCGCACAGCGACGACAGCUUGUGUCCCGAAUACAAACUUUAAUGACGUGGCACGAUAUCGUAUUGUUUUACCUCCAUCACUGCCAGUUCAGCGGUAUUUACUAGCUGCAUAUCAUGGUUCAUGGUCAGGCAGUGGUAUGUCUGCUGUUGUCACCUUUGAAUUAUGGAAAAGAUAUUAUUAUCCUAAUAUUAGAGACCAACUUGUUGCUAAGUCCUCACUUCCAUUGUCCAAGCUGUGCGGUAUGGUCACCAUGCACAAACCAGGUGAAACCAAUACUCAGAGUUUUUCCUUACCUCUUACGACAUUGUCUAAUUCUGCUGAGGACUGGAAGUCUGAACCUGGAGGAGUUCUCGACGUAAUUAUAAAAUAUCGUCAAUCUAAAGUGGCAAAUCCUAACAUACAUCAAUUUAAAGAAAACUCUGCUGGUGCGAAUACGCAAGUUUGCCUGGCGAUUGAAAUCGUUCGGGCUUGCGGACUCAAGUGUGCCUUGACCGAACAGGCAAAGAAGGACUCCAGCUUGACAUACGCCUCAGAGGUCGGUGGCAAUCCUUUUGUAAAAAUCAAACUGCCGUUCAAUAUCAAAAUGAAUGAGCGAACAACAAGAACCAUCGCCAAAACAUUUACGCCAGAAUUUGGAUAUAGAAUGGAAUUUAUUUUACCCCUUGUUCUGAAACACAACCUCGUUGGUCGAGAUAGUCAGGAAUUCUCAGGAACGUUGGCAGAAUGUCUUGAGUUUGGAGAAGCUGUGUUUGAAAUAUGGCAUCAGAGACCGCGAGAGGAUUACGAAAACUGGGGUGAAGAGAUUCCAAUGGGCCAAUCUUUUUCUCGACGUCAACUUCCGCCAACCUCUGAUGUUUUGUUGGGUGUAGUUAAAAUCCCUUUACAACAGCUCUUAUUCAGCCAUACAGGUGUCAGAGGUUGGUUUCCACUUAGUUUAUCCACAAUGGGCUGGUCGAACGAAGAUGAUGCCAGAAACGGUUUGAAUAAAACUGUCGGAGGGCUUGAACUAAUAAUAAACUUUAGUGAAAAUACAACCAGAGAAGAAAUUAUUGAAAGUGGCCGAGCGGUAGGCUGGUGUCCACCACUAUGGUAUGAACUGGAAGAUGGUCAAUGGUUGAAUGAUACAGAUGAUAAUGGUAUUAUGAAUGUUGGUCAAGGACUUGCAUUUCUUGUUAACAUAAAGAAAGUCUGGGUACCAAGAGCAGUGGUUACUGCUGAACAAGCAAGAAAAGGAGUUAAAGGAAUUAAACAGAUUGGAUGUUAUAUUCGAUACAAAUUUUAUGACUCGAAAGCAGUGUUUUCUCCCAUCUGUGGUGUUAAGAAGGUGAAGGAGUCUGAUAGUAUUUUAUGUGAUCUCAAGCAUCGUCAUUCAUACAUAGUCAAGACAACAUCUCCAUUCAUUUGGUAUAUCAGAGAGGAACGCUUGGAAAUUCAAGUUUGGUUAACAACAAGACAACACGAUGAAAAAACGACUUUACCUCAUAAAAGAGAUAAACUUGUUGGCUCAGCUUUUGUUGCAUUAUUUCCUUUAUUGGAUGGAAACAAGAAUUCUUCGCAAAUAAGCGGGUUGUAUCCAUUAUUUCGAAGCAGUGCUAUAGAUCUACGUGGUGCUGGUUUACAUGUCCAGUUAGUACUUCAAAAACCAAUAAACUCUCAACAGACGUUGGGAGGUGAAAUAGAUGAGGAUAUUGCAUCAACAGAGCCUAGUGAAAGUGUACUUCUUGAAAAAGAGAGUUUUACCUUAGUAAGUAGUGAUGAAGCUGAUGAACAGAAAGAAGCUGGAAAACACAUGUGUAUGGGAAAAACAGAAGAAAUUUCCUCAACAGAAGAUGAUAAUAAUGUUAUCACAGCUCAUGUUGUUAUAGAGCGAGCUUUGCAUAUUCCUCUCCUGAGAACAGAUGAAAAUAAAAGUGUUCAACCUAAUGUGUACGUUACCUACCAACCCAGACCUGAGGUCAAAGUGAUAAAAACAAAAACAAUUCGCUUAUCCUCAUCUCCCGUCUGGGAUCAUGAGAAAAUCGUUAAAUUUGAUAAAUCCAAAAUAGGAAAGAAGGUGUUAACUUUCAAAGUUUGGCACAACCAAGGAGACACUGGGCAGUCAACAGCUGAUGAAGAUCUGCUCCUGGGAUUGGCUUCAGUAGAUCUGUCUCCCCUGGCCUCAGGACUUCGACAGGUUAUGGGAUGGUAUAAUAUUGUCGAUUUCAGUGGGCAGUGUCAAGGGCAAGUCAAGGUUGGUGUCGUGCCUUUGUUAUCUGUUUCACCUGAAAGGCUGUUGCUUCGUCCAGUUAAUGCGCAUUUAUCUACUGCGAGUACAAGUGAUGUGUUUGCGAAACGAGCUAAUGGUCUAUCAUCAAGGCAACCCAGUGGAACAACCGCUGAUACUGGAAAUUAUUCAGUCUCCUCGCCGCCUUUAAACGAGGCAGCGGAUAGCACAAAGUCAUUUCUUCUACGACAACUACGGCAAAACUUGAACGACCUCGAAGUGAUUAAAGAUAAACUGAGUCAACGAUUAGUGGCUGAUAAUGGUGCGUUGUCUUCAUGUGUGAAGAAUAAAUCAUCUGGUUCCAUGAAUAACACAGAUAUGGUAGAUAAGUGUGAUGAACUUGUCAAGACUUAUCCAGUAGGCGAUGGUUUGACGCUCUUAACAACUGCGAGUAAUCACGAGAAACCUUUAAUGACACGCGUUUCCGUAGUUCAGGAUCACACCACUAUGAAGCCGUCCCGGCUUUUGGAAGGUGAAGACCAUCAAGUUCCUCCUAUUUAUCAAAUAGAUGCCAGCAGGACUGGUUCGCCUGUGCCUCAAACAAUCAGUCAACGUUGUGACAGUAACAAUGACAGCGAGAACGAUUAUAAAGAGUUUGAUUGCAGCCGUUCCCGAGAUACAAAUGAUUAUUGCGGAAAUAUCAAAGAACUGAACUCCGAAACCAAUUAUUACACUAAUGAUAAAGAUGUUGAAGAAGAAAACAAAGUCGGCCUUAGUUAUCGUGAUAACGAUUAUGAUGAUGGUAUUCAGGGUGAUAAUUAUGAAGAGGAUAUUGAUGAUUGCAAUGACAGUAAUCAUAUCGAUAAUCGUAAACAUGGUGGUGGUGAUGAUGAUAAUGAGGAUGACCAUUACGAUGACCAUGACGAUGAUAUACAUGGUGGUAAUGAUGAUAAUGGCGGAAAUUAUGGUGGUGAUGAUGAUAAUGAUAACGACGGAAAUUAUGUUGGUGAUGAUGAUAAUGAUGAUGAUGGUGGUGGUGACGAUUAUAUUAGUGAGACUGUACCUGAUCCUAAACAAUAUAUAAAUGAUAUAAUUAACGAUCGUAUCAAUGGUUAUGGACAGAAUGAAGAUGCAUCAGCUGUUGUUGACACUGGGCCAACUAAUGUUGUGACUAAACCACCAGAGAAAACCAGCAGAUUUAAUGUUGUGCAAGAGAAUAUUGAGCAGCUUGACAAUAGUAAUAUUGGUGAUUCUGGCGAUGAAUCAUUAGAUAGUUUCUUUGAUUGCAUUCCUUUAAAACAGAAAUUUGAGCCGAGGCAUCCUGUAAAUGCUACCAAUGAGACUUUCGACCUUUCUGUCGAACCAGAGUUUGUUGUGUCUAGAGCAAAUCUUUCAAAAUUGAGAAACGUUCUGAAUGAAAAAACAAAGGAAGAGACACACACGAACAAACUUGAACAGCAGACUAAAAGUAAUCAACAAUUAUUAGGUAGCGAUAAAUUAUCAACUCUGGAAACUAACGAGAAUAAAAAGGACAGCAGACGACCAAGCGAGUUGAUUCUCGACGAAUUUAAAAUUACGGAACAAGACCAAAACCAUGUUGACAGAGAAAGCUUUCAUGAACAGAGUAAACAUGAAACAUCACGAAUGAAUGCAUUAAUUCCAAAUUUCUUCAUGUCAUCGAAAGAUUUGGAACAAUCCAUGCGAUCAUUAAGACUGGCAGCAACCUUCAGUAGGAAAGAACUAAGACACGAUGAAUCAAAUGGUUUCAGAGAACAAAAGCAAGAUACUGAAAAUAGUGAAGAUCAAGAAACAUCCCAGAAAAAAAUCCUCACGAAGUCUUUCAUUAACUGGAAGAAAAUUCAGGAAAUCAGAGAUACGGGCGAAAUACCUCUAUCAUCACUUGAAACCUCUAGGUUAUCCAGAAUAUUUUCUUCGAAUUAUGUCACUAAGAAAUAACUGUAACAUGUACAUAUUUGUAUAGCUUAUUGAAAAAUUACUGUAUAUUUUCAUGAUUCCCUCCCCCCACACUGUUUGUCGUGCGAGAGAUAUUCAUCUUUGCUGUAACCUCUCCCCAUGUAAAUAUAAUAAACGCCAGUGAAAUGAAAAUAAAUAGGC
This is a messenger RNA of Dendronephthya gigantea, 7286 nucleotides long. Its product is annotated as C2 domain-containing protein 3-like. The record is from RefSeq and is a predicted model, not a curated record. The transcript is spliced from 39 exons. Gene Ontology annotation, biological process: centriole elongation; cilium assembly. Gene Ontology annotation, cellular component: centriolar satellite; centriole. NCBI's taxonomy places the organism in Eukaryota, Metazoa, Cnidaria, Anthozoa, Malacalcyonacea, Nephtheidae. The coding region runs from base 114 to 7127 and encodes 2337 amino acids.